Messenger RNA from Rhodamnia argentea, 1282 nucleotides. RefSeq lists its product as uncharacterized. The transcript has 2 exons. Lineage: Eukaryota; Viridiplantae; Streptophyta; Magnoliopsida; Myrtales; Myrtaceae. Bases 62 to 922 code for a protein of 286 amino acids. The record is from RefSeq and is a predicted model, not a curated record.
GCAAAACUGCACGAUUUUCAAAGGCAAUCUCUAAUAGCAAUCAGAACGAGCUCUCUCGAAUAUGGCCACCGCGGACAGAGAAUCUCGCCGGAGGAGAAUCGUCGGUCGCAGCUCCGACCGCCUGGCCCUCAUCACCGGCCGCAUCCAAUCCCUCCCCUCCUCCGACUCAUCUCAGCCCUCCAUCCCUGGGGAUCCCGACCCAUCCCCUCUCCACCCAGAUCGAUCCAAUGGUACAGCUUUUUAUCGUGCAGAAUGUCAAGCCUUCGAGACUGUGUUGCCAAAGGAUCAUCAAAGUGGAGAUGCCAGUGAGACCGAUGGUUCCAGAGGUAGAGAAAAUAUGGAGUUUGCUUCACAGAAAAGUCAGACAAGCAACCAAUGCUCAGAGGCUCCGCCGUCGGAGAUCAGUGAGAAAUCAGUAACUUAUUCAUCCUCAGCCUCGCAUCAAAAUGCAUCUCGUCCUACUACACAUGUUGAGCAACCCUCAGUUCAUCAGGCACUGCGUAGCACGUCCAUUAGUCCUAAUCAGAUUAGUUCUGCUAUAGAUUCUUCAGUUACUGCACGCUUACUUUGUGCUGUGGUAGUGGGGCUGCUAGUGGUUUUAUCGGACAUAGGUUUUCCCCUAUUAGGCAACAAGAUCAUCCGGUCCGUCUUGAUGUCAAGGCCUCUUUACCUCGUUCUGCUUACCAACGUGACACUUGUGCUUGCUCCACUUGUUUUGGACAAACAAUCAACUGUUGCGAGCACUGUCAAAGGGGAAAAUAAGAAUCCUUCAGCUGGCGAGAGUGAUUGGGCUGAUCAAGUUGGUAAUAGCUUGGAGUUAGGUUUUCUGAUGAUGAAAGUAAUGGAUGCAGUAAUCAUGGAUUGCAGCUUCUACUCUGUGGUUGUGGUAGGUGGUUUGUCGCUUACGAGGAUUUUCACUUAAAUCCGGACAAUCACAUUGGAAUGCGAGAGCCGUUACUUUAGUUGGCUGACUUGGGAGCAAAUAAUUCUCCUCAGCAGCUAAACUUUCUUUCGUUUUGUACCUUUCUGCUUUGUAAGCCUUCGAGGCUGAACUUGGUUGAUAAUAAUAGCCUAUAUUUUCGGCAGUUUUGCUCUUGUAGACCCAUUUAUUUAUUCCAUGUGCUUGUUUUGAGAUGAAUUUAUGUCCUUGUCUGUCCUGUGGAAUAGUGAUUUUCGCCGGUAAACAUUCCUUAUUCCGAUGUGUAUUGGUCUUGUAUUGCUGGCUUCGUGAUUUAGAGUAGCCAUUUUUGGGCAUCUGACUGAAUACAGCACCUGUACUUUU